GCCGUCGUCUUCAGAGUCCAGCCCUCCCUCCCUUUCUGUCCUCUUCCCCGCCCGCCCCGCACCUUGCUGCGGCCACAUUCUUUUCUACCGACAUUCCUUCUAUUCACGACGCAGAAAGCACAUAUCUAACAUGACUGGUUCCCAACAUUUCAAGGUUGGCAGAGUCGGCCAUGCCGGAUCCCACUAUAACAAGGUGCAGAAGCAGAAACGAGACACAUGCUCGAGCGGCGGUUUCUACAAGUCUCCGUCGGGAGGCGACACCAUCGACGUCUCGAGCAGCGACAAGUUCAACAUGACGUGGGACACGUCCUGCCUCAACAGCACCGCAGUCGACAUCUACCUCUACGCCCCCGGCUCCACCUCGUCCCUGCUGCACGUCUGGGAGAAGGUCAACUUCAAGAACGGCAACUACGACGCGGAGCUGAAGCCCAAGUGGUGGAAUGCGACGAGCUCGGUCAAGCUGCAGCUCGCGAUCGUCAACUCGGGUGACCCGCCGUUCCUGGCGACCAUGCCCGCCGGACCCAUCUUCAGCGCCAAGUACAUUUCGCCCUCGAGUGGGUCGACGCCCGCGUUUGCGGAUACGUCCGCGCUCGAGAACACGGUGGAGGUGGUGAACAACUUUGAUACGCCGCACCAUGGCCCGUCGAAGGGCGGCAUCGCGGCCGCGGUGAUCUUCCCGCUCCUCGUCGUUGCGCUCGGCGUCGCCGCGUACAUCAAGUUCAGCCGCGAACGCGGCAAGGAGAAACGCAAGCGCUGGAGCGAGGCGGUCGACAAGCGCAUGUCCACGAUCUCGACCGACUGGAAGUCCAUCUCCGCCGCGGGCGCGACUGCCGCCAUCAGGAACAGCAUCGCGGUCAACAACCGCGCCUCGUCGUUCUCUUUUGGUGGCGGGCAGGCGGGCGUCGGCGCGCAGGGCCUCUACACGCACGAAAACGCGCCGUUGGGCGAGGAUGGUGUGCCUCAGAUGAGUCAGCUGCGUCCCGGCGUGCGGGCGAGUGCGUAUACUAGCGAGCGGGUCUCCCGUGUUUCGUUCGCCGCCGACACCCGUCCCUCUGGUGAGCACUCUCGUCGGAGCCUGGCUACCAGCCGGGCAUUUCACAGCAGCUUCGUACCUCCCGUGCCCCAGCGCACGGAUACUGGUAUGACUGCGGAUUCUGAGCCCCUUUCGCCUACCCAGAAGGCGGGUCCUAUGGACCUCACCGCGGAUGAGAUCGAGGCCCGAAUUAGCGGAGGUGGUGCUGCCCCUCGUCCCAGUGUUGAUGUACUCCCGGCCCUUUCCAUGAUGCGCACUGGUGCGAAUGCCGAUGGGGACAAUGACUACAUCCUGAGCCCUACUUCUCAGGCCGCCGAGUUGCCCACUCCGCCUACUCCGUCGUACUUGCCGCCCAAGUCUCCUAUCAUGGGAGCCAUGCCUAUGCAACCCAUGCCCGCCAGCGUCAUGUCCCCCGAUGAGAUGCUUCGUGCUUACGCCGAGUCGCGCAAGGCUGGUAACGGUACCCCUUCUCUCCCUGGGUCUCCUGCUCCGGCCUUCCCGACUCCCAGUUACAACGGAAGCGGUAUGAGGACGCUCUACAGCCCGCCUGCUACCCCUGCGACGUCGCAGCCACUCAUGGCCCAGUUCAGCGGCGAGACCAACCCGUUCAGGAUCAGCAUGGCCGUGGCAUCAGAGCACAGCAAGACGAGCCUAGAGGGCCGUCACUCGCAUGAACAGGAUGGCGAGGGUUCCUAUGAUAUGGGUUCCGCACGCUAGACUGCUUGAGCUAAGCAGUGGUAUAUCGGUCGCUGCUUCGGUGUACAGCGAAACCCGUCCGCCCAAGUGGUGGUAGACUCCUUCUCUCGUUCUGGUUCCAGGAUGCGUAUGACGGCCUUGGCGUUCUGCCGACGUACGCUAGUGUGCGUUACUCUGUUGCUCUAUAUACCUUCUCACUAUACUCUCCCCUUGUAGUUCCACUCGCCCCGUGUCCGCCUUGUGGUUGUACCUUAUCUAUACUCUAUCCUAUCCUUCUUGGUAUCCUUCUCCAUCAUCUUCAUCGACUUCCUAUUAUUCUUCUCGAUGAGGAUACCCUGCGUUGACUGGUCACUGUGGGGCAGGUCUUACAGUUCUAAUAUACCCAAUAGUGGUGUCGUAUCUCAUUGUGAUUCAAAUGUGUAUGUUUCUUGGUGUUGACGUCCAGUGAGUCAAGACGUGUCUUUGUCGGCG
This is a messenger RNA of Gloeophyllum trabeum ATCC 11539, 2200 nucleotides long. RefSeq lists its product as uncharacterized. The record is from RefSeq and is a predicted model, not a curated record. Lineage: Eukaryota; Fungi; Basidiomycota; Agaricomycetes; Gloeophyllales; Gloeophyllaceae. The transcript is spliced from 3 exons. Bases 131 to 1750 code for a protein of 539 amino acids.